Messenger RNA from Klebsormidium nitens, 2097 nucleotides. The record is from the annotation of a GenBank genome assembly. NCBI's taxonomy places the organism in Eukaryota, Viridiplantae, Streptophyta, Klebsormidiophyceae, Klebsormidiales, Klebsormidiaceae.
UAUAAAAUAAAUUGAUUGAUUGAUUGACAUGCAACACCAGUAGCUUGCAAGGCUGCAACUUGCAAGCAGCAUGCCACUGGCGCUGGGCAAUGAGAAAUUUAGGAGGGUGUUUGUCUCCAGUUGUAGCCUAGAUAGGACGCCUUCCUUUUGGACCAAACGGUGGCAACAUUGAAGGCCCACCGUAAAGAUCUUUUCUAAAGUCGUGUUGCUGCAGGUGCUCUCCUGCGGUUGCAGAGAGGCAGAGAGGAGCUUGGCUUUUCGAAGUAUUGGUCAUUUGAUUAUCAAAGAGCAUCAGUCGAAGCUGGAAAAGCUGCACAAAAAGUGAUUUUUGGGCAUAGACAGCUGUGACCUGGACACAGCCUGGCCAUAAGACUCUACAGGUUUGGGAAUCAUGGCAACUCUUGCUGAUUCCUUCCUGGCGGAUCUGGAAGACCUGUCCGACAAUGAAGAAGGGUCUGAGGAAGAAUUGGAGGUCCCAGGGGAUGCUAUGGAGGAGGACCACGGCGAGGAAGAGAAGGACCUCGAGGCAGUCAAUCCUGAUGACCUGGACUCAAUUGCAAAGCUGCAGAAGGGGGAAAGAUACAACCGGGUCCUGAGGGAGGUUGAGGCCGGCCUCGAGAAGGACGGGAGCAACAUCGUGCGCGGGGUGGGGGUUGAGGACGACCCUGAGUACAAGCUGAUAGUGGAGGGGAACCAGGUGAUGGUGCAGAUCGACAACGAGAUUGGAGCCAUUCACAACUUCAUCCGGGACAAGUAUCGCACCAAGCUGCCGGAGCUGGAGUCGCUCGUGCUGCACCCCAUCGAUUAUGCCCGGGUGGUCAAAGCGAUCGGGAACGAGAUGGAUUUGACCCUAGUCGACUUGGAGGGCCUACUCCCGUCUGCCACCAUCAUGGUGGUGUCAGUUACGGCUUCCACCACCAGCGGCAAACCGUUGACGGACGAGGUCUACCAGAAGGUGAUGGACGCAUGCAACAGGAUACUCGACCUGGAUGCGGCCAAAAAGAAGAUCCUCAAGUUCGUGGAGAGCCGCAUGCUGUUCAUUGCCCCCAACCUGUCCGCGAUCGCGGGCAGCUCCAUCGCGGCCCGGCUGAUGGGCAUGGCCGGGGGCCUCGGCGCGCUCGCCAAGAUGCCGGCCUGCAACGUGCAACUCCUGGGGGCCAACCGGAAGAACCUCGCGGGCUUUUCGACUGCCACGCAGCUGCCGCACACGGGGCUCGUCUUCCACACGGAAAUUGUGCAGCAGACGCCGCCCGCGCUGCGCAUGAAGGCGGCGCGCCUCAUCGCUGGCAAGUGCACGCUUGCCGCUCGCGUGGAUCACACCCUGGGCGACACGACGGGCGGGCACGGGCAGGCGCUGAAAGACGAGAUCAUGAAGAAGAUAGAAAAGUGGCAGGAGCCGCCCCCGGCCAAGACGGCGAAGCCGCUGCCGGUGCCUGACGCAGAGCCGAAGAAACGGAGAGGAGGCAGGAGGAUGCGGAAGAUGAAGGAGAGGUACGCCGUCACCGAGAUGCGGAAGCUGGCCAACAGGAUGCAGUUCGGUGUGGCCGAAGAGACAGACCUCGGCGCGGGCAUCGGCGAGGGCUUCGGAAUGCUGGGGCAAGCAGGGAGCGGGAGGCUGCGUGUGCAAGCGGCGCAGAGCAACCUCAAGUCGAAAGUCGCAAAGAAGUUUGCUAAGGAAAAGUCGUAUGGUGGGGGUGGGGCCACGUCGGGCCUGUCGUCGAGUCUUGCGUUCACGCCUGUGCAAGGCAUUGAGCUCGCGGAUCCCUCGCAAGGGCGACGUGAGGCGCAGAUCAUGUCGGGGACUAGUUCGUACUUCUCCGAGACGGGAACUUUCUCCAAAGUAAAGAAGUAGUUAGGGUUUCUGCUUGAUCUAGACUUCACAUCGAAGAUGACGGCUUGUCUUGUACAGUAAUCCUUGCAACGGCCCUUAGACGGAACAACGUAGUAUUUCAGACGAAGCGAACAUCCAGGAGCCAUUGACAGAGCCUUGUCGAGUACCUGCGUAUGAGCAUCACUGAAAAACAUAUGAGGAGAAGGCUUCGACUUGCAACGAAUCUCAUGUGCAUACCUUGAAUGAAUCCGUUGUUAUUGCUAUCA